AUGGAGGCUGCAGGCACGCGCAACCGCUCCUCCGCGCGUCACGGCGCGGCGGUCGCGUUCAGCGGAAGCGUGCGGCGAUGGCGCAAGCAGUGGGCCGCCGUGGGGCCCACGCGCCGCCUGCUCGUCCUGAGAUGGACGCCGCAACCCCCGCGCCCAACAGGUACUUGCAAAGGUAUUAGGCAGCGGAAGGGUGCGCCGAUGGCGGAAGCAGUGGUGCGCCGUGGGGCCCACCUGCCGCCUGCUUGUCCUCCGGUGGUCGCCGCAGCCCCUGCGCCCAACAGCCCCUGCGCCCAACAGGUAUGCGCGCUUGGCUUGCUGGUGCUCCUCACAUGGGCUUCUAGAAGCAGUGGACUGCCGUGGGGAAGCAACCACGCGCCGCCUGCUCGUCCUGAGAUGGACGCCUCAGCCCCCCCCCCUCGCCCAACAGGUAUGCCAGCGCUCCAAGCAACACCAACAGCAGUGCACCGCGGUGGGGCAGAACAGAACCCACCCGCCGCCUGCUCGUCCUGCGAGGAGGUUCGGUUGCUUGCCUUGCAGUCGCCUGGGGGAGGGCCAAGAGGGGAAGCAAGUGGAGCAGCAACGAGUUUGGGGCUUGGAGGUGCAGUGAAGGUCGCAACACAGGGACUCGGGCACGGGGUUGGGGGUACUGGUGGGGGCGUAGGCAUGCGUGGGGGAGGGGAUGGGGAUGGGGAGGAGAAUGAGGAGGAGGAGGGUGGAGAGGGGGCGAGUAUGGCGAUAGAUGUUGAGAAAGGGGAGGGAGAGGGAGUGGGGAAGGGGGGAGAGGGAGGAGAGGAGGAAGAGGAGGUGGAGGAGGAGGAAGAGGAGGAGGAGCAGGAGGAGGAGGAAGGAGGACAGGAAGGGGAGGAGGAGGUGGGGGGCGAGGAGGAGGAGGAAGAGGGAGGGGAGGGUGAGGAACAGGAAGGGGAAGAAGAGGAGGGGGGAGAGGAGGAGGAAGAGGAGGAGGAGGAAGAGGUAGUGGGUGUGGAGGGUUCAACUCCCAUGAUUGAGGAUACAGAAGCUGAAGAGGAGGCAGAGGAGGUUGAGGAGGAGGGAGAUGAGGGGGAGGAGGGAGAUGAUGGGGAUGAGGGAGACGAUGGGGAGGAGGGAGAGGAGGAAGAUGGGGGAGAGGAGGGGAAUGAGGGUGAGGGAGCGGAAGGGGGGUUGGAAGGAGAGGGAAGAGGGGAUGGAGAGGGAAGAGGGGAUGGAGAGGGAAGAGGGGAUGGAGAGGGAAGAGGGGAUGGAGAAGAGGAAGAGGAGGAGGAAGAGGAGGUAGAGGAGGAAGAGGAGGGGAAUGCACAGAAGGGCGGGGAGGAAGACGAGGAGGGAGGGGAUGAAGGAGAUGAGGAGGAGGAGGAAGAAGAGGGAGGAGGGAUGGAGGAGGAAGAGGAGGAGAUAGAGGAGCAAGAGGAGGAGAUAGAGGAGCAAAUAGGUGAUGAUGGGAUUGGGCAGGCUCAAGAGGUUGGAAAUGAUGAGUAUGAGGGGGAGGAGGGUGGGGACCAAGAGGAGGAAGGGGACGGAGAGGAGGAGGAGGAAGAGGAGGUGGGAGAGGGAGAGGAGGAAGAGGGAGAAGGGGGGGAGGAAGAGGGAGCAGGGGGUGAGGAGGAAGACGGGGAGGGAGAAGGGGAGGGAGAGGAGGGAGAUGAGGAGGGAGAUGAGGAGGGAGAUGAGGAGGGAGAUGAGGAGGGAGAUGAGGAGGGAGAUGAGGAGGGAGAUGAGGAGGGAGAUGAGGAGGGGGAGUGA
Messenger RNA from Closterium sp. Naga37s-1, 1740 nucleotides. The record is from the annotation of a GenBank genome assembly. Lineage: Eukaryota; Viridiplantae; Streptophyta; Zygnematophyceae; Desmidiales; Closteriaceae.